Messenger RNA from Lemur catta (Ring-tailed lemur), 4183 nucleotides. It is a transcript of the gene ITGA11, whose product is annotated as integrin subunit alpha 11. The coding region runs from base 15 to 3095 and encodes 1026 amino acids. Gene Ontology annotation, molecular function: integrin binding. Gene Ontology annotation, cellular component: integrin complex; external side of plasma membrane. Gene Ontology annotation, biological process: cell adhesion mediated by integrin; integrin-mediated signaling pathway; cell-cell adhesion. The record is from RefSeq and is a predicted model, not a curated record. The transcript has 25 exons. NCBI's taxonomy places the organism in Eukaryota, Metazoa, Chordata, Mammalia, Primates, Lemuridae.
GGUGCCAGACCUACAUGGACAUCGUCAUUGUCCUGGAUGGCUCCAACAGCAUCUACCCCUGGGUGGAGGUUCAGCACUUCCUCAUCAACAUCCUGAAGAAGUUUUACAUCGGCCCGGGGCAGAUCCAGGUUGGAGUUGUUCAGUACGGAGAAGACGUGGUACAUGAGUUUCAUCUCAAUGACUACAGGUCUGUAAGGGAUGUGGUGGAAGCUGCCAGCCACAUUGAGCAGAGAGGAGGCACAGAGACUCGGACGGCAUUUGGCAUCGAAUUUGCUCGCUCAGAGGCUUUCCAGAAGGGCGGAAGGAAAGGGGCCAAGAAGGUGAUGAUUGUCAUCACGGACGGGGAGUCCCACGACAGCCCGGACCUGGAGAAGGUGAUCCAGCAGAGCGAGAGGGACAACGUGACCAGAUACGCUGUGGCUGUCCUGGGCUACUACAACCGCAGGGGGAUCAAUCCGGAAACUUUUCUAAACGAAAUCAAGUACAUCGCCAGUGACCCUGAUGACAAGCACUUCUUCAACGUCACAGAUGAGGCAGCCCUCAAGGACAUUGUUGAUGCCCUGGGGGACAGGAUCUUCAGCCUGGAAGGCACCAACAAGAACGAAACCUCCUUUGGGCUGGAGAUGUCCCAGACAGGCUUUUCCUCGCACGUGGUGGAGGAUGGGAUUCUGCUGGGAGCUGUCGGCGCCUAUGACUGGAACGGAGCUGUGCUAAAGGAAACAAGUGGCGGGAAGGUCAUUCCUCACCGCGAGUCCUACCUGAAAGAGUUCCCCGAGGAGCUCAAGAACCACGGUGCAUACCUGGGAUACACAGUCACAUCGGUCGUGUCCUCCAGGCAGGGGCGGGUGUACGUGGCUGGAGCCCCCCGGUUCAACCACACGGGCAAGGUCAUCCUGUUCACCAUGCACAACAACAGUAGCCUCACCAUCCACCAGGCUCUGCGGGGCGAGCAGAUAGGCUCUUACUUUGGGAGCGAGAUCACCUCGGUGGACAUCGAUGGUGACGGUGUGACUGAUGUCCUGCUGGUGGGAGCACCCAUGUACUUCAGCGAGGGCCGUGAGCGAGGCAAGGUGUACGUCUAUGACCUGAGACAGAGCCGGUUUGUCUACAACGGAACGCUGAAGGAUUCCCACAGUUACCAGAACGCCCGAUUCGGGUCCUCCAUCGCCUCAGUUCAAGACCUCAAUCAAGACUCCUACAAUGACGUGGUGGUGGGAGCCCCUCUGGAGGACAACCACAGAGGAGCCAUCUACAUCUUCCACGGCUUCCGAGGCAGCAUCCUAAAGACGCCUAAGCAGAGAAUCGCAGCGUCAGAGCUGGCUCCAGGCCUCCAGUAUUUUGGCUGCAGCAUCCACGGGCAACUGGACCUCAAUGAGGAUGGGCUCGUCGACCUGGCAGUGGGUGCCCUCGGCAACGCUGUGAUUCUGUGGUCCCGCCCUGUGGUCCAGAUCAACGCCAGCCUCCACUUUGAGCCAGCCAAGAUCAACAUCUUCCACAGGGACUGCAAGCGCAGCGGCAGGGACGCCACCUGCCUGGCCGCCUUCCUCUGCUUCACUCCUGUCUUCCUGGCUCCCCAUUUCCAAACGGCAACUGUUGGCAUCAGAUACAAUGCCACCAUGGACGAGAGGCGGUACACGCCGAGGGCCCACCUGGAUGAGGGCGGGGACCGAUUCACCAACAGAGCUGUCCUGCUGUCCUCUGGCCAGGAGCACUGCGAGCGGAUCAACUUCCACGUCUUGGACACUGCUGACUAUGUGAAGCCGGUGACCUUCCUGGUUGAGUAUUCCCUGGAGGACCCCGACCACGGUCCCAUGCUGGACGACGGCUGGCCCACUACCCUCAGAGUCUCGGUGCCCUUCUGGAACGGCUGCAAUGAGGACGAGCACUGUGUCCCUGAUCUCGUGCUGGACGCCCGGAGUGACCUGCCCACAGCCAUGGAGUACUGCCAGGGGGUGCUGAGGAGGCCUGCACAGCACUGCUCCACGUACACGCUGUCCUUUGACACCACAGUUUUCAUCAUAGAGAGCAUGCGCCGGCGGGUGGCGGUGGAGGCCACGCUGGAGAACAGGGGCGAGAACGCUUACAGCACUGUCCUGAACAUCUCCCAGUCCCCAAACCUGCAGUUUGCCAGCCUGAUCCAGAGGGAGGACUCGGAUGGCAGCAUCGAGUGCGUGAACGAGGAGCGGAGACUACACAGGAAAGUCUGCAACGUCAGCUACCCCUUCUUCCGGGCCAAGGCCAAGGUGGCCUUCCGUCUAGAUUUUGAGUUCAGCAAAUCCGUCUUCCUGCACCAUCUGGAAAUCCAGCUCGCCGCGGGCAGUGACAGUGACGAGCAGGACAGCACCAAGGAAGACAAUACGGCCCUCCUGCGCUUCCACCUCAAAUACGAGGCUGAUGUCCUCUUCACCAGGACCAGCAGCCUGAGCCACUACGAGGUCAAGCCCAACAGCUCCCUGGGGAGAUACGAUGGCCUGGGGCCUCCCUUCAGCUGUAUUUUCAAGAUCCAGAACUUGGGCUUGUUCCCCAUCCAUGGGAUGACGAUGAAGGUCACCGUUCCCAUUGCCACCAGGGGUGGCAACCGCCUGCUGAUGCUGAGGGACUUCCUCACCGACCAGGUGAACACAUCCUGUAACAUCUGGGGCAACAGCACUGAGUACCGGCCCACCCCAACGGAGGAAGACUUGAGUCGUGCCCCACAUCUGAAUCACAGCAACUCUGAUGUAGUCUCCAUCAACUGCAACGUGAGGCUGGCCCCCAACCAGGAAAUCAAUUUCCAUCUGCUGGGGAACCUGUGGUUGAGGUCCCUAAAAGCACUCAAGUUCAAGUCCAUGAAAAUCAUUGUCAACGCAGCCUUGCAGAGGCAGUUCCACAGUCCCUUCAUCUUCCGCGAGGAGGAUCCUAGCCGCCAGAUCACGUUUGAGGUCUCCAAGCAGGAAGACUCACAGAUCCCCAUCUGGAUCAUCGUGGGCAGCACACUGGGAGGCCUCCUGCUGCUGGCCCUGCUGGUCCUGGCGCUGUGGAAGCUGGGCUUCUUCAAAAGUGCCAAGCGCAGGAGGGAGCCUGGCCUGGACCCCGCCCCCAAAGUGCUGGAGUGAGGCUCCAGAGGAGGCUUCGAGUUGACGGGGGCCAGGACACCCGUCCAGGCGGUGUGCAGGCCCAGGCGCAGGCCCCACGGAGCUGGAGCGGAGAGGACGCCAGCUGGCUUUGCACUUGACCUCAUCUCCUGAGCAUUGGCGCCUGCUCCUUCUACGGUGGAACUCAAGCCGGCUUUAAGAGAAAGGGCCCUACCGGGAGGCUGGGACACCUCCAACACAGAUCCCUAGGGAUUUAAAGGGACCUCCUCCCCAGGCCCACCCCAAGGCCUCCCCCAGGUUCCGUGGAGGGCAUUUGUUGCCCCAGCCACCAAGGUGCUAGGACUUCCUACUCAUCCCAAUCCUCCGAAGAAACGCAGGGAGGAAGACUGUAAAUACAAACCCACUCUGCACACACUCCAGGCCUCUAGUUCCAAAAGGACCCAUGGGACAGCAGAGCUGAAUUCUGCCUCGUCCUCCCACCCCACCAUUGGUUCCCAAGUCACACUUGCCCCUGCCCAUAGAUAGGCGCCCCCGGGGCUCACCAUGAAUGAACCUGAGCCCUAGGGCUUGGUGGCAACAGCUGUGGGCCAGGGAUGAAGAAAGACUCUGGGAUGCGGAGACUGUGACAGCCGGGCAAGUGGGACUCAGAUCCUGGCACCGCCCUGAGAUAGAGGCAGCCGGGUGCUGCACCCACGCGCGUCCACACUGACUGCCACCCACAUACUCCCCCACGGGCUCGCAACCUCCUGUGCUCCCGGCUGCCACCCCUCCCGGGCUCAUCUGUUCCUGAGUACCUCAUGCGAAGCGCGUGGAUGACACACUCCCUGGCAUGCGAAGCGCGUGGAUGACACACUCCCUGGCAUGCGAAGCGCAUGGAUGACACACUCCCUGGGGCUCCCCACUUCCACUUGUCUCCCACUGCGGCAGAUACACUGGCCUGGCUGCAGCCGGGCAGCAGGAGCAGGGGUGGGGAGCCUCCCCUCCCUCCCCCUCCCACACACACACUGCCUCCCCUCCCUCCCUCGUGCCCACCAGUGCACGGCAGAAGGGCCCAGCCGGUGCUGUUGAGGGUCCUCUCUGGAAUGCACUGAAUAAAGCCCGUGCAAGGA